Messenger RNA from Lucilia sericata (common green bottle fly), 471 nucleotides. RefSeq lists its product as uncharacterized. The transcript has a single exon. Lineage: Eukaryota; Metazoa; Arthropoda; Insecta; Diptera; Calliphoridae. The annotation marks the transcript as partial. The record is from RefSeq and is a predicted model, not a curated record.
AAUUACACAUUUAACAACGAAUUCAAUUAUAAUUCAAACAACAGCGACAGCAAUAGCAGUCACUGCAGCAGCAACAGCAGCACCAGCGCUAAAACUGCCUGUGACGAACCACCCAAAAUUAGUAAAUUCUUUAGCAACAGCUCCAACUAUCAGAGUAAAAUUCAACAAUUGAUCAGUUUCAGUUUUACUUCAUCGAAUUUUAUUUUCAUAACGUUCAUCUUGAGUAUUAGUAAACUCUGUACUACGGCUGCUACUGAUCCCAGUCAAACUGGCGCACCUCAACCUAAUACCGCUGUACCCAGUUUUCUUAUGCCCAAUAUAAGUGGUUCGGCUUUAUUGGAGAAAUUAAAUUCGAUUCGUGCCAAUACACUGGGUCCACCACCUCCACCACCGUCAUCAGCGGUUAAAGGUAAAAAUACACCAGCCGCAGCAAAUAGUUUAACUCAGGGUAGUAGUGGUGGCCGGAAGUAG